Messenger RNA from Anthonomus grandis grandis, 2527 nucleotides. It is a transcript of the gene lin, whose product is annotated as protein lines. The transcript has 2 exons. NCBI's taxonomy places the organism in Eukaryota, Metazoa, Arthropoda, Insecta, Coleoptera, Curculionidae. Bases 330 to 2468 code for a protein of 712 amino acids. The record is from RefSeq and is a predicted model, not a curated record.
ACUUUAUCGAUACGAUCUGUCAAUACUGUCAAUCUUCGUUUGUCAUACGCAUUGAAGAAAUUUGUGGAGUUUAAAUUUAUGUUUUUAUAAACAAAACUGUUAUAAACAAUAAUAUUUCUAGUAUUUAAAUGUAGCUGACCUCUUAAGGAAUGUGUGCAAUCGCUUCAAGCACCUCGCAAGACCUUUCCGAAGGCACAUACUGGUGUAUAUUGUCGGAAACAUUAGUGACUACUGAAUGAAGUUGUUACACACAGGCUUAAAAAGGUCACUACCCUAACUGAUGCUCUGGACAAGAUUUCUUGUUUGCAAGUGCAAUUGUUCCAGUUCUAAUGGUUCUCAGGCAAAGGGAGAAUAAAAUGUCCUCAGAACAACCAGUGAAGAAGAAGCCCAAGAGGGCAGAUGCUAAUAAUGAUGCAGAUGAACCAGACUUUAUCAACAGUCUCGCUGAGAAUACUGUGCAGUCAAAUUUACAGGCACUGCACCUCUCUCUGCCUCCACAUGUGAAUGAAGAUGACAUAACAUUGAAUACAGUGAACUUAGAGUAUAGGAAUAAGGCAUUUUUAGCUGCCAGUGAUAGUGAAUUAGACAAAAGUGUGAGUGAAUCUGAUCAUAAUGAUAGUGAACUUGCUUCUUCUGUGAGUACCCAGUCAGAUGGCUUGCCAAUACCCCCUGCUCCUAAUAUAAGUCUCUCAUCUAUAGUAGAUCCUUCAGAAAUCCAUGCAAGCCCAAGUGAAGAGAUUGCAGUAAGUGCCGAUAGUUCAUUAAAUGAGUUUCAGCAAAGUCUUAUUAAGCAGUGCCUUUGUGGUGUGUCUGACACUAUACUAUCUGAAAUCCACACUAGCAGGGAUAUUAUUUUAUUAGAGUGGCCUCAUAAUAAGGUACUUCAAUUCCUUUCCAAUUUACAACUGUUAUUUGAUGUUUAUUUAAAACAAAAUAAUAGGGGUUUUAUUUGCUCUCAAAUCAUUACCAAUUGUGAAAUGGUUGUGUUCAACCAGUACAAUUUAAUUGAGCAAAUAAUGUCCCUAUGUGAAAUAAAAAAUAAGUUUGUACAAUACCUUGCUGCCAGAGUUCUCAGUAGCUUUUUAAUAACUGCCAAAACAAACAUCAAUCAUGAGUGGCUUGAAACCAUUUUAAAUAUUUUGACAAUGGACAAUGUCAGCUGUACAAAAAUGAAUUUUUCUCUCGACAUUAUACAGAGGGUUGUAGAGUGGAAAGACAUUGAUAUUCAUGUGCUUGAAGAACCUGACAAUACUGUUAUCAAUGCCAAUUGUGUCAAGGUACCUUUUCGGGACUCUGAGAGCUAUGACACCUCAGCAAUAAAGGGUCUUAUUAUCAAGAGUCUGGAAGCAAAAUGGCCUGAGUUAAUCCACAAAAUUCAAACUUUUAUUAUCAGUAAUCAUCCUGUAGGUAAUCAAACCACUUGCAUUUUGACCUUCUUAACACUAUGGGAGAAAAUUAUUUCAGUGAAAGCAAACCUUAGUGUUAUAGACAUUAAACCUUUUUAUGCCCACUUAGAAGCCUUUGUUGGUUUAUUGAAUAGUAACUUGCCUCCAGUAAUUUGGAAGCAACUACUAUCACUUUUUAAUGAAGUUCUUUGCUAUGGAAGUACUCUGGCUCUUCAGGAUAUGGUUCCAGAUGAAACUGGUCGGCUGGCCCAUUUAGUUGUCAGAUAUGUAAAAGAUUAUCAACUUCUUGACAGGUUGCCCUAUAGGAGGGAUCAUAACUUUACUGUAAAUAAUUUUAUAGGUACUAUUCCUAGUGAUGAUCCCUCUGAAACAAAUAUAGAUAAAACUUUAAUACAAAAGAUGGUUUUGUUGGUCUUGAAAUCUGUGGCAGUAACAAUCAAAGAAGCCAGAUCAGAUAGUUCAGACAGCUCAAUAGGGUCAGAUGAAUAUGACUUUUUUGAAGAUAUGCAAUUGAUUGUGAGAUCUAUUAGAGAUGUGUUAAGGAAAGUAGAUGCCUUCAUUAAAAAUUCCUCAGAUUUUCAUCCUGAAACUCCAUUUUGCAAAACUAUGGUAAAUCUGUUCAGUGAUCAAGACAACUAUUUACUUGAAUCUAUGGUGUGUACCUUAGAUGUAGCUGUAGGUAUUUCUUAUAGAAAUGCAGUAUUCCCUGACCUAACAUCAAUGCUUAACCCUUACCAUUCUUUUAUAGAAUUUUUGAAAAUUGUGUCUCAUGAUUCUGAUGUUUUGUUAGAUUACCUUGUUGGGAAUGAAACAUGCUUUCUACUAUAUUUGUUAAGGUUCUUAAAGUAUACAAGAAGAAACUGGGCAAGUUUUGUCAGUAGUUGCGGAGAGGGCAGUACUGCUAGAAACAUAGAAUUGGAUGACACUAUGGCAGUAUUAAUAAGGCUAAAAAUGCAAAUAAAUAGAUUGGUUGCAAGAGACUUAUUCCCAUAUAAUAUUAAUCCUAUUUUAAGACUGCUCACCAACUGUGAGAAUUUGUAUGAUGGGAGUGAGUACAGUUGAUAAUUUUGGCAUGUUCAUUACUCUUAGGUAUUAAACUUAAUAAAUCCCUUAUAUGUAUA